ACCAGUUUGAGAACACAGAUACUCAGUGAGCAGAGCCUGGUUUAGUACCCCAGAAGAUGGAUUGAUUCUCCACAGCCACAGUGAGUGAGGAUGAAGCCGGUUCACAAAAAGAGUGAUAUGGAGCGUUUGGGUGUGUUUAUGGAGAUGAGCUACAUCUCUGCAGGAGACAAGUACACUUCAGCAAACAGCAGUCCAUUCAAUGAGUCAGCAUAUCGAAGCCGCCAGAUGCAGGCGGGUGUCACUAAACAGCUGUGUGCUCUCCAAAGUGGCUUUUUCGACAAGUCCUUCAAAAGGAUUUUUGAGAAAGAAGCACUGAGUGAACCUGUGAGACUGGCUCGGAGGAACCGGAUGCAGCAGGCCAAGAAGAACCUGGGCAAAGCCUUCCUGCCCUGCAGCGGGACCAAGCAGCCCUCUGGUUCUGGUAGUUACUAUGGCACCUUGUCUGGACCAAUAGAAGCCACAAGUCCUCUGUCAGUUCCCAAGAAAGCUCAGCGCUCACCUGGCCGCAACAUUCUCACCUCACCGCCCAAGAAAGGCAGUGGUUACAGUUAUCCUAAUGUCACUCUGUCCAAAAUGGACCCGUACGUUUCUGACCCAUACGACAGAGUCAAAGAAGCCCUUAAGAGGGAGGGAGCAAUCCAUCGCUCCAAACUAAGAGAUGGGCCCUUCAAAACAAAUCUUCACCCACAGGAUUAUUUCCAAGGCAAUCCGUAUCGCAGCCACAAGGUUCUCCCUCCUGCUCAAAAGCCCCUCCAGCCCCAAAAGAACGUCUCCAUGGUUCCCUUCAUGCCCUCCUCUCCCAGCAAACGGAUUGGAGGAAUGAAAGCAGGAACAUUUGAUGCAUAUCCCUCACAUUCUGCUGAUCCAUACGUUAUCCGCCGCUCCAAACCAGCCAAUCAAGAACCAGUGUUUCGUCCUGCUCCUGGUCCCAAGAGCACACCAGUCAAAAGCAUCAUCUCUGUUAAUGUUAACAGAAGAAUCAACCCUGCAAACUAUCGGUACACAACCAUGAUGAAAACCUGAACACUCUGUUGGAGCUGUUGUUUUUUGUUCCAAUAAAUUGGCGCC
Molecule: messenger RNA, 1068 nt
Organism: Gambusia affinis (western mosquitofish)
Lineage: Eukaryota; Metazoa; Chordata; Actinopteri; Cyprinodontiformes; Poeciliidae
Gene: cfap96
Product: linkage group 09 C4orf47 homolog
Exons: 8
Coding region: 91-1023 (310 amino acids)
Cellular component (GO): centrosome
Source: RefSeq, a predicted model, not a curated record